CGCGCCCUCUCUCGCUCUCGCACUCAAGUGGCAGCAGGCGGCGACUGCCCGUCUGGGCACGGUCAUUGUGACGCGCGCUUCAGACCCUCACGUCCGUUCGAACCCUGCGACAAUCGCGCUUGUUGCCACUGGGAGCGCGUGGCUGGAAUCCUGUGACAGUCGCGCACCCCUUGACAGGACAACCCCUGGAGCACCUGAGCCAGAGCGGAGCAAACCUGCGAGCUCUGGUUGUAGGGAGCGGGUGGGAUUUGUCAGUGUUUACCUUCUGGAAUGAGGUGAAGUAGCGCCGGCUGCUGAAGAACUGUCACGGGAGGAAGCGACUGAGAUUCUUGCUGAAUGUUUGAAGAGUCAAGGAUCAAGAAUGGUAGAUACACAAUUGCCUUUAUGGCCCAUCAAUUUUGCCAUGGGUACAAUGGAACUGUCGGAACUCGCCAACCACUCUCAUUCCUUCGAUGUAAAGCCAUUUGCUACAGUAGACUUUUCCACUGUUUCUACAGUUAAUUAUGAGGAUCAUGCUUCAACCUUUUACAGAAUUGAUGAGAAUUCUUCAGACUACAAAUAUGAUGAAAGAUUUCUAGACUAUCAAAGUACUAUUAAAAUUGAACCUUCUUCCUUAAAUGAAAAAUCAGGAAAAGAACUUUCAUUUUCAAAGUUACAAGAAGAUUCAUCAAAUUCAGCCCUGUCUAUUGAAUGUAGAGUAUGUGGAGACAAGGCCUCAGGUUUCCAUUAUGGGGUCCAUGCAUGUGAAGGAUGUAAGGGCUUUUUCCGGAGAACAAUCAGGUUGAAGUUGAUGUAUGACAAGUGUGACCUAAACUGUAGGAUUCAGAAAAAGAACAGGAAUAAAUGUCAGUACUGCAGAUUUCAGAAAUGUCUCGCAGUCGGCAUGUCGCAUAACGCAAUUAGAUUUGGCAGAAUGCCACAAGCUGAAAAGGAGAAACUCCUAGCUGAAAUCUCCAGCGAUGCAGACCAUCUGAACCCCGAGUCUGCUGAUCUCCGUGCUCUUGCCAAACACAUGUUUGAGUCAUACAAUAAGUCUUUUCCUAUCACAAAAGCUAAAUCGCGAGCGAUCAUGGCAGGAAAAACAGGAGACAUAUCGCCAUUUGUUAUUUAUGACAUGAAUUCCUUAAAGGCAGGAGAGGAGCGCAUCAAAUUCAAACAAACACCACUGCAAGAACAGAACACAGAGGUAGAAAUACGAAUUUUUCAACGUUGUCAAUUCCGUUCAGUGGAGGCUGUGAGGGAAAUCACCGAAUUUGCAAAAUCUAUCCCAGGAUUCAUAAAUCUUGACCUAAAUGACCAAGUGACUCUUCUUAAAUAUGGUGUCCACGAGGUCAUAUUCUGUAUGUUGGCUUCCCUGAUGAAUAAAGAUGGACUUCUGAUUGCUGCUGGCCAGGGUUUCAUGACUCGUGAGUUUUUAAAGAGUCUGAGGAAACCUUUUUGUGACAUCAUGGAGCCCAAAUUUGAAUUUGCCAUGAAGUUCAAUGGUUUGGGGCUGAACGACUGUGAUAUCGCAAUAUUUAUUGCUGUUGUCAUACUCAGUGGAGAUCGUCCUGGAUUGCUAAAUGUUAAACCAAUUGAAGAUCUGCAAGACAGCAUCCUACAAGCACUUGCCCUUCAACUUAAGAUAAACCAUCCAGAUACACCACAAUUAUUUGCAAAACUACUUCAAAAAAUGACAGACCUAAGACAGAUUGUCACUGAGCAUGUGCAGCUUCUGCACACUAUCCGGAAAACAGAGGCAGAAAUGAAUCUUCAUCCACUCCUGCAAGAAAUAUACAAGGACUUGUAUUAGAAAACCUUUCCUUGAACCACAGACAAAGCAAUGUCCCUUUUUCAAAUUCCACUGUUUUAUUGUCCACUGUAAGAACAGAAACAACUUAUGAAUGGUGGCUUCAUUCAGCACCCAAGUAAUAGUUUCUGGAAUUGCACCCAACUCCAUUGUACAAAAAAAAACACAGGCAGGAAUGUAGAACAUUUUCUGUAGCGUUAAUUAUGUCUUUUGGUGAUGUUACUCAAUAAUGCAAAUAAUUGCUUGAGUGCCUGGAAAAAUGUUUGGUCUGUGAAAGGUUUUGAGAAUUUGACGAUCAAACAGUCAGGAAUAUAGAUUAAAAGUUUAGAGUGUUCACAGUUUAACUUGCCAUUUUUCCGACCAACUUAACUUUGUAUUCCUUCAAGAUCACACUCACUGACACUGUUUAGAUUAGUGUUAGCAGCAACUAUGCAAGCUGUUCAAUUGACAAAUUUGUUUCUUUUAAAUUUCUGCCUGUCUUUUUAAGAAAAUUAUCUAGGCCUAUUAUUACAUUGCACAUGUAAACAUUUGGCAUAAUACAUAAAAUUAAAAUUCACUGAAGUUGCUCAUUUCUAUUAUAUUAACCUACUUAGUUCCAGAUUUCAUUUUUAUCAUUCAGUACUUAUGCAUAAUUGAGCAUAUAUUUGAAUGUUGUGUUGAAAGCUCUUCCUGUAAUUUCGCAAUUGGAUAGAAGUAUUAUCCAUAUGAGAGAGGAGUAUUCUAAAUGAACACACAAUUAAGUUCUUUUCAUUGUUUUAAAUGCAAAAAGUUCUUAUUGAACAAUGUGAAAAUUAAUAGUGCUUACUGUUAUGUAAUCUACAAACAGCAAAAAAUUGUUACACUGGAUUAGAAAUGGGAUUAGAAAGGGCACCUGGGUGUCCUCAGGCUGGCAUGGACAAGAUGGGCCGAAUGGUCUCCUUCUGUGCUGUAACUUUUCUAUGGUUCUAUGGAUUCUUUAUGAAGCCAACAGAAAAAUGCAAAAUCUGUUUAUUUACAAAAUAUUGAGCACAAACUGAAUCAGAACCCCAUAGAAUUCUAAAAGGAUACAUUAAAUUCAUUAAAAGUGCAAUUUAAGGACAUAUUAAUAGAUACUUUGCAAAAUAUAUUGUAAAUAUUGAUCCAUAGCUAUUUUCAUUUAUCAUGUGGAUCUAAUGCAAGUUGUGUAAUUUUCAGUUAAAUGAAUAAUUAGUUAACAAGUAUCAAUGCACUUGCUACUUGGUAAGAUUUCCCUCCAUAGUCUUCCAUUAGGGAAUUUUCACAGGCAGUGCAUAAUGUGUGCAGUUGAUGAUCAUAUUAAAAAGGUCAAGAGAUUUUCCUUAAAUGACUCCUUAGAAGACCUGGAGAUUAAGGUUGGUGGGAAGCUGUUCCAGU
This is a messenger RNA of Carcharodon carcharias (great white shark), 3160 nucleotides long. RefSeq names its product peroxisome proliferator-activated receptor gamma (gene pparg). The record is from RefSeq and is a predicted model, not a curated record. Gene Ontology annotation, biological process: regulation of lipid metabolic process; hormone-mediated signaling pathway; negative regulation of inflammatory response. Gene Ontology annotation, cellular component: nucleus. Bases 362 to 1792 code for a protein of 476 amino acids. Gene Ontology annotation, molecular function: RNA polymerase II cis-regulatory region sequence-specific DNA binding; nuclear receptor activity; zinc ion binding. The transcript is spliced from 7 exons. NCBI's taxonomy places the organism in Eukaryota, Metazoa, Chordata, Chondrichthyes, Lamniformes, Lamnidae.